Messenger RNA from Theobroma cacao (cacao), 3157 nucleotides. Its product is annotated as scarecrow-like protein 6. The record is from RefSeq and is a predicted model, not a curated record. Lineage: Eukaryota; Viridiplantae; Streptophyta; Magnoliopsida; Malvales; Malvaceae.
AAGGGAGAGAGAGACAGGAUGAGGGGCACUUUACCACUUUUAUAUGUUGCACGCAUCCAUAGCAGAAAACAGAAGGAAGACAGAGUACUAGUACUACAAAGGCUCAAGAAGAAGAGAGAAAAGAAAGAGAAGAGAAAAAAAAAAGAAGAAAAACCCAACCCAAAGUAAAGCCAUAGAAACAAGAAGAAAGGAAAAGAUGGUACCAAAAAUGGGAGUUGAGGUUCCAAUAACAUCCAAGAAUUGAAAGCAAAAGAAAGCGCAAGUAGAAGAAGCUGAGGUUGGUGCUUGAGAAGAUGGAUUUUUCUUAUGUUCUUGAGCUAAGUCUUGCAUGGUAGGAGGAAUUCUUUUUUUAUAUAUAUAUAGAGAAAGUGUAUCCUCCAAAAUUUGAGUUGGUCUUACUAUAAAAUUUGUCUCUUUUUUAACUUCUUCUUUGUAGUAUUCAAACGAACCCAUCUCUGUUUUUUGUUUGAAGUUUCUUCCUUUUUUUUCUCUUGUCUAACCGGUGGGAGGUGGUUUAUUGGUUAUUGGAAACUGGAGAGUUUUGGGUUCUUGGGUUUUUGGAGGGUACUUUUGUUCUUGAUUUUCUUAGAUGAAGGCCAUGCCCCAACCCUUUGAGGAGUUUCAAGGGAAGGGGGCGUUAGAUUUCUCUUCUUCUACUUCUUCUUGCUCAGAUUCAUCACUGUUACUCCAAAACCAACAUCAUCAACAAGAGGAAAAGUGGCAAAGCAACAACAAGGAAGGCUGCUGCUAUGUGGGCAGUGAGCCCACAUCUGUCCUUGACACUAGAAGAAGCCCAAGUCCUCCAACAUCUUCCUCAACACUGUCUUCCUCUCUGGGCGGAAGCGGAGGCGGCGGAGGAGGCAGCGGUGCCUCCACGGACACCACCGUCGUGGCGGCAAUUCCGGCUGUCUCCGGCAACAACAACAGCCAGUCCGUAGAUAUUGGAACGGAAAAAUGUGGUUUGGGUAUGGAGGAUUGGGAGAGUGUGUUGUCCGGUUCUCCUAGUCAAGAACAAUCCAUUUUGACGCUAAUUAUGGGUAAUAUUGAAGACCCUUCCAUGGGCUUAAACAAGAUUCUUCAGUCGGGUGCUGGGUCUCAAGAUAUGGAGUUCAAUGCAGGUUUUGGUUUGGUGGAUCAAGGUUUUGCCUUUGAGUCCAUUGCUAGUGGUGGCAAUUUGGUAAGCAACAAUGACCCUCCUCUUGCUGGAAGUUGCUCUGAUUUUACGAGGCUUGGGACGGUUUCAACCCCAACAAAUCCCGUAUUUACAUCUUCACCUCCCAAUCUUUUGCCUACUCCACUCCCUCCUGGUGCCUUUCCACCACAACAGCAGCAGCUGCAGCCCCUUGAAGCUUUAGAUGAAAAGCCACAGAUUUUUAAUCCCCAGGUGAUAAUAAACCAAAAUCAAGCUCAGUUUACGCAAAACCCGGCUAUGUUCUUGCCACUUUCAUAUGCUCAAUUGCAAGAACAUCAUCUUUUAUCACCACCACCACCAAAGAGACUCAACUCUGGCUCGAGUGCACCAAAUUAUCAGGUCCCAAGGGUUCCGUUUCCGGGUUCAGGGCAGGAGCUUUAUCUUAGGCGCCAGCAACAACAGCUCCAGAUGCUUCAGCAAAGACCAACAACAAUUGGAAUGGCAGCAGCAGCGAAACCGAAAAUAGUUAGUGAUGAAUUGGCGAACCAGCAGCUUCAGCAGGCGAUAAUUGACCUACUAAUCCAGGCCGCAGAGCUGAUCGAAACCGGGAAUUUGGUACUCGCGCAAGGGAUAUUGGCGCGGCUCAAUCACCAGCUCUCUCCUGUAGGUAAGCCCUUUAUCAGGGCUGCUUUCUACUUCAAGGAGGCCUUACAGUUACUCCUUCGUUUGAACACUACCAACAACACAUCGGCUUUGUCCACGUAUAACAUGAUUUUCAAGAUUGGCGCUUACAAGUUGUUCUCUGAGAUUUCUCCAAUCGUUCAGUUUGCCAAUUUUACUUGCAACCAAGCGCUUCUUGAGGUUUUUGAAGGGUGUAGUAGAAUUCACAUUAUUGAUUUCGAUAUUGGGUAUGGUGGGCAAUGGGCUUCUUUGAUGCAGGAACUUGUCUUGAGAAGUGGUGGAGCCCCUUCUUUGAAAAUCACUGCCUUUUCUUCUCCAUCCACUCAUGACGAGCUGGAACUCAGUUUCACACAGGAUAAUCUUAAACACUUUGCUAGCGAAAUCAACAUGGCUUUCGAGAUUGAAAGAAUGAGUCUUGAAGCCUUGAGUUCUGGUUCUUGGCCGUUGCCACUGCACUUACCUGAAAAUGAAGCAAUUGCAGUUAAUCUGCCCAUUGGUUGUUUUUCUAAUUACCCUUCAACCCUCCCUCUGGUCCUUCGUUUUGUAAAGCAGUUGUCACCCAAAAUUGUGGUCUCUUUGGACAGGGGUUGCGACAGAACUGAUGUUUCAUUUCCUCACCAUGUAGUCCAUGCCCUCCAAUCUUAUUCCGGCCUCCUUGAGUCCCUUGAUGCUGUGAAUAUGAAUCUUGAUGCCUUGCAAAAGAUUGAGAGGUUCUUGCUUCAACCUGGUAUCGAGAAGAUUGUCUUGGGUCGACAUCGGUCCCUGGAAAGAACACCUCCUUGGAGGAGUCUCUUUGUACAAUCUGGAUUCUCUCCAUUGACUUUCAGUAAUUUCACGGAGUCUCAAGCUGAGUGUUUGGUACAGCGGACUCCAAUUAGUGGUUUCCAUGUGGAGAAGAGGCAGUCUUCACUUGUUCUUUGCUGGCAGAGGAGAGAGCUAAUUGCUGCUUCAGCUUGGAGGUGCUGAGGAGUGGAGUUUUUAGAUAUUGGUUCUUUACCAAUUCAACUUUGCUGCGAAGGUGCUUCAACCUUCAUAACUUACUGCUUUUAGUUUCUGAUCUUUUUUUUUCCGCUUUUUUUCUUUUUGAUUUUUGUUGCCUGUGGUUCUCUUAAGCUAAUUGUCUAUGUGCCUUAGGCCCUAUUGUUUCCAAUCAAGAAACCAAACAUUUUAGUAACUGGAUGGCUUUGUACAGUCCUUUUUCUUAUUUUCAGCCUCAUCCUUUGGAUUUGGGUACAUCUGUGAACUGUUUUGGUUCUUUUUCCUGCGAUUGUUUGUUGUACACUUGACAACAAGGCAAAACAAGUUUAUGGGAACAGGAGAAUGAAUUUGACCUCAUAAAUUAAA